GGUUGAAUGGUACGAAGACUGGCAUCUUCUCCACAAGGAGUCCUCAUCGUCCUAAUGCCAUUGGACUUACUCUUGCCAAACUGGACAAAGUAGAAGGAGGAGCCAUAUACCUUUCUGGAAUUGACAUGAUAAAUGGUACACCUGUUCUGGACAUAAAACCAUACAUAGCUGACUAUGAUUCACCACAGGAUAUGAUUGAACCUUUGGAUGAGCUCAGUUUACAAGAAGGGGAACAGAAACAGAAAGACUUGCCUCACUCAAAUCAGAGUUCAAGUAGAGAUGGAGAACAGACUGACCUCCAUCAGCCGAAGGAAGGUAUAGACAAUAGGUUAAAUGCAGUGGAAGGAGAUGAAGAUACACAAGAAAACUAUUCAGGGAUUGGGCACCAUUCCGGCAGGGGUGUCAGGGCCUCUGGCAGUUGUGUUCCAUCCUGGGUGAAAGAUUCUCCUGUGACUCCUUUAGAAGUCCGGUUUACACCUCAUGCGGAAAUGGAUCUUGAACGAUUUAGUUCAGAAGAUGAUACAGAUGUCAAUAGAACUUCAUUUAAAUAUUUUCAAUCAGUGAAAGAGGCAAAGCGUGCCAUUACUGCUGUAUUAGCAGCUGAUCCCUGGUCUGUGUAUCGAAGGAAACAUUGCCAAGACCGUCUUUUCUACUUUUCCAUGGACACGGCACACAUUACUUGCUGGUUUGAUGAUGGGUUUGCAGAAGUGUUAAGGAUCAAGCCCACUGACACUGCUGAGAAUACAGUUUGGCAGUGUUCGUGACAAUCAGCUCCAUUUUAAGUAAUAACAGAACAGGUAAACCUGCCUUAGGAACUUCCUCCUGAUCAUCCUGUGGAAUGGCUCCGUGGGGAGGAAGCCUUUGGGCUUUCCUUCUUUUUCUUCCCCUUCAUUUGGCUCCUUCCUGGAUUUGCUCUCAUUCAGAUAUCAACCCUUUGUUUUUCACUUGAGUCUGGAAUAGUCCAGGGUAGAGUCAGGUGACGAUGGAUAGUAAUGGUAAGGAAGGAGGAGGAGGAGGAUAAGCCCCAGACAACUUCCCCCUCAGCUUCAACUACUGCCGUUGGCUCCCCUGGUUUCAGUAGUUAGCCCAUAGGCUGACUUCUCACCCAACCCACACACCUGUUCUUUGAAGAAAGCAAAGA
This is a messenger RNA of Dromiciops gliroides (monito del monte), 1141 nucleotides long. RefSeq names its product tRNA (adenine(37)-N6)-methyltransferase-like. NCBI's taxonomy places the organism in Eukaryota, Metazoa, Chordata, Mammalia, Microbiotheria, Microbiotheriidae. Bases 126 to 764 code for a protein of 212 amino acids. The record is from RefSeq and is a predicted model, not a curated record. The transcript has a single exon.